AUGCCCAUCUUCACUUUUGCUCUGGGAACAUGGCAGGUGCAGCGCCUCAAGUGGAAAGUAGCCCUCAUAGAUGAGCUGGAAGAGAAACUGCAUUUGGAACCCAUGCUUCUUCCGAAGCAAAUAAAUGUUGCAGCCAUACCAGAUUUUACUUUCCGGAAAGUGUCAAUUAGAGGUCAUUGGGAUAACGAUCAUGCCAUGCUACUAGGACCUCGCGUUCGGGAUGGUACUAUUGGCUAUCAUCUGGUCGUGCCAUUCAUCCGGUCUGAGGGCUCCACUGUGUUGGUGGAUCGCGGAUUUGUCGCCAAGGCCCUAGCUGAGGACGCGAAGCACCUCAAGGAAGAUGGUGAAGUUGAAGUGAUGGGCUUACUCAGAACCUCCCACGUCCGCAAUUCAUUUACUCCAGACAACCAUCCGGAAAGGGGGGAAUGGUACUGGGCAGAUGUGGGGCAAAUGGCAGAGCAGGCUGGUGGAGUGAAGGCAGGCGUACAACCUGUAUUCGUUGAGGAAAUAUUCGAGGGCCAUGGAGGAGACGCUGCGUCACGCUUAGCGCAUGGUAUUCCCAUAGGCAGAGCUCCAAUAGUGGACGUACGAAACGCUCAUGCCUCGUACGUCGCGACUUGGUACUCGCUCUCCGCAUUUACCAGCUUCAUGUUCAUCCGCCUGCUGAUGAAAAGACGAGCACAGGCGCGUCUACCUCGCUGA
Messenger RNA from Sparassis crispa, 702 nucleotides. Its product is annotated as Cytochrome oxidase assembly protein. Gene Ontology annotation, biological process: mitochondrial respiratory chain complex IV assembly. The coding region runs from base 1 to 702 and encodes 233 amino acids. NCBI's taxonomy places the organism in Eukaryota, Fungi, Basidiomycota, Agaricomycetes, Polyporales, Sparassidaceae. The transcript has 4 exons. Gene Ontology annotation, cellular component: membrane; mitochondrion. The record is from RefSeq and is a predicted model, not a curated record.